UGACUCUCGAAUUGUUCUAACAAAGCAAUAAACCUGUUGUGGAUUAUAUCACCAUCAUUAAGAAUUCUGUCUACCUCAAGUUUGACCUGUGGUGUUUUGAGACUAAACCCACAUUUGGCUUUCUGGAAUUUUGAUCCUUGUGGUCCAUGACAGGAGGAUGUUUUAAUGAUUGAACAGAGUAAGACUUUGAGCUGAGUUUUUAAACAAGUUCUGGACCUCAGACUUUUUGAAGGUAAAAUCUCUUUCACCUUCUUUCUAUCUUUCCAUCUACUUUGUUGAAAAUGGAAAGUGGGUGUAUUGGUACUGGUACUGGUAAUCAGCUUCUCCAUGUGGACCUCCGUAUUGAUGAGCACGAACCUCGAAGAGGAAUCCUAGAGCUCCUUAGCAGACUCCGUCCCUGUUGGAAGGCACAGGAAAUCCAGAUGAAGACCUUCACAGAGGGCAUCACCAACCAGCUGAUUGGCUGCUACGUGGUGUCUCUCCAGGAGCCCGGCUGUGUUCUUGUGCGACUAUACGGCAGAAAGACGGAGCUCUACGUGAACAGGGACCGGGAGGUGGAGAUGUUCCAGGUCUUCCACGCCCACGGGUGUGGUCCACAGAUCUACUGUAGCUUCCAAAAUGGCAUCUGCUAUGAGUUUGUCAGAGGGACGGUGCUGGAUGAUGAGCUGCUCCGGCAACCCUCCAUCUACAGAUUGAUCGCAGCAGAGAUGGGGAGAAUCCACUCUAUCCAGCCAAAAUGUGGUCGGACUGUUGAACCCUUUCUCUGGACAAAAAUGUCCCACUUUCUCACACUGGUAGAGAGCAGCAGUAUAAACAACAGCCCGGUUGAGCAACGCUGCACAAAAAGCUUCGCAGCUCUACGAGAGGUGCCCAGCUUUGAGACUUUGUCGGCCGAGAUGGAAUCAUUGAAGAGACACCUUUCACAGAUUGACUCUCCGACUGUCCUCUGCCACAACGACCUUCUCACAAAAAAUAUCAUCUACAACCACAAAGAAGGGAUAGUGAAAUUCAUUGACUACGAGUACGCCGAUUACAACUACCAGGCCUUCGAUAUUGGCAAUCACUUCAAUGAAUUUGCUGGUGUGAAUGAUGUUAACUACAACCUCUACCCGAGCUGGGAGCUGCAGAGGGACUGGCUGACGGCCUAUCUGGAGAGUUACAAGCACAGCACAGGACAUGAGGUCACUGUCACAGAGGCAGAAGUUACGCAGCUCUACGUUCAAGUCUGCAAAUUCUCACUGGCAUCCAACUUCUUCUGGGGUCUGUGGGCCAUCCUGCAGUCACGGUUCUCCUCGAUUGAUUUUGACUUCCAAAGAUAUGCCAUGGCACGACUCAACUACUACUUUGAGAAGAAAGAGGAAUAUUUUGGACUGUCUAUAAUCUAGAAACCAAGACCAAAGGACCAGCAUUUUUUAAAAUCAGAUGCAGCAUAACUCUGUACUGUUAGACGUCAGCGAUUUGGCCAAUGUCCUUCUUCUAUCCUACAAUACUACUUUCCAAAUCAAAUGUGGAAAUGAAGGCGUAGAAUAAGCUUAUACUGUACAUGUGCUCCCCUUUGUGUUAUUUCAGGCUGUAGUGUCAGAUAAUAUGUUUUGCUAUCACUGUGAUUUUUAAAAUAUUUGUUUUACCACAGUCAGUAUGCCGAUAAGCCUUUUUGGCAAAUUGAGAUGAAUACUGUGCCAGAAAGACAUUAAUUGUUCCCACAUUUAACCGAGUCGCAUGAAGCCACAAAAACUAAGCCUGAUCAUAAAACCCAUAAGAGGGUUAUUUGCAUGCUUAUUCAGUGUGUACCACAGCUCUGAUGGAAAACAAGUUUCCAUUUCAAGUUAUUUACUGGACCAAGAAGUGCAUUAUUUUAAAUUGCUCACUUUCCUCAGGACUAUUGUUGUAAAGCUGCUUUUUUAAACCUUACAGGAUGUUAUCCCAUCAUACAGUAAAUUGCAGUUUUGAUCUUUCUUUUCCAAAUUCAUCGACACUAUUUAAGUGUAUUAAGGCAAAGUUUGAGUCUGAAAUAGGUCUUUGGAGCAAUUUAUGAACCAUGUCAUAAACUGAUCUUGAUUUUAUUAGAUAGGUAAAUGCGCAAAGCCAGACAUUUGACUGAAUUACAGAAUGAUUGCAGCACCCAGAAAUAUUCACUGGCUGACUGAAAGUGCUGUACUGCACUUCAGUUUGAUUUAACCUCUAACAGACCCUUUCCACAGUGUCAUAGCAAGGAAACACUAUAGCAGCUUAUGGAAUCAAUAGGUUUAAUGGUGCUACUUAGCUGACAUACUGUUGUCAAUACUUUUAAAACUAUAUUAAACUCACACAACAACUUAACAAGCUGCAGUUGCUUUUUUGUCAUUGUUGCCCUCUAAAAUGGUUUUGUUAAAGGACAGUAAUCAAACGUACAUUUAUCUGGUUACAGAAUUUAUUCAUACAAUAUUUCUGUACGUAACCAUCUUAAAAUGAUUUACAGCGUGGGAGGUCUUUCUUUGCAGCAGACAUUUUGGCUUGUCUUUGCAGGAAGGCUAAUAACAAUAACAAUGGCUCUGUUCCAUUUAUGUUCAUCCAGAUCAAUGCUAGGAAGCAAGCAAGCUUGAACCUAGAAUUGAAAUACAUUCAUAGAUUACACUGUAGCAAAGAUUAAUAAAGUUUAACGUGCUUUUCCUGCUAUAACAUGUCAAAGGCGUAUAGUGUCAGUCAAUUAGAGUAGUGGCAGAUUAAUAAUACUACUUGGACCACACCUCCAACAUUAGGGGUGAUGCCAGGAAAUCAAGAUCAUGCCUAAAAUAUGUAGCAACUGCCAAAUGUGAUCCCGUGUACAUUUAGCAUUUGAACAAGUACGUAGGGGCUCAAACUCAGCAGAAUCGUAUUAGGUAGAAGUAUCAUGGAUGAGCAUAAUGCACAUCGACAAAGAUCCAGGACAAAGAGACAAAGAUAUAUAUAUUUUUUCUUUUAGAGGCCGGACUCCACGAAUGCUGCUGUCUUUAUCUAACCUGAGAGGAACUCACAUGUCAAAGCUUUGUCAUAUACAUUAAUACAUACGUUUAUUUCUAGCAGUGCAGUUUGUUAAGGCACCGUGUAAAUUAAAAAAUAAAUGUCUCCAGGCAGUUACUGACAAAGAGCUGAAAGCAGAAGCAUUACUUUUGCAUUGCAAACAUUGUGUUGACAAAUAUUGCAUUAUGUUUUGUUAAGUAGAUUUUGGUUAAAAAUCGAGUCAGAAUAUUAGCUUUGUUAUUUUUAAGUUCUGCUCAUGAACACUAAACAACAAACUAGACACUGCAACCAAACUUUCCCCCUCUCCUCUGAAGUAGUGCCCUCAAACUAGAGCAUCUGAAAUGGGUGUUUCACAUUUUUACAUUGUAAAAUCUGACGUUGGUUUUCCUUAAAAACCUGUAUGAAACUACAUGAACAAGUUAAGAACAAGGAAAUUUUGCUUUUCAUUUUCAAGUUCACAAAAUUAAGUAAAUACUACUAAACUUCAAGUAACCAUGACACCAGAUAUAAAUGUAACAUAAUAAAGAGUUUUAGUUGUACUUACUUUACUUUUUCUGUUUGCAAGAUUUUUUACAUAAUAUCAACUUGUUAGAUUUUACAGUGUAUGCUUCAAACAUAGAUAAAUGCAAGGUUAUAUAUCACAAACAAAACAAUAUCAAGAGACAAAAAUGAGCAGCGUAAUUAAUAGGUUCCACACAUGUCAAAUUUAACAUUUCACUGGGUGAUCUGAGGCUACAAGAUGUUUUAAGAUCAAAAGCUUCUUCUUUGUUUGAAGGUGGCUCAAAGUGAUCAAAGUUGUUUCUAAUGUGGUUAAUGUUGCUGAUCCCACCUUGGAUCAAUAGCUGUGCAUAUUUUCAUGUGAGGCAGAACUGCAGGGUACAGUAGUUCAGGUAACACAAAAUGAAUUUCACUUACUGUAGUAACACAACCUUGUGCCCCACAAAUGGUGUGUAAACACAACUAAAUUACAUUACACAGUACAUUCUGUAGGUAAUUCCACCUGGAUUAUGUUCAUUUGCGACAUAUUGCUCCAAUACAAAGUACUGAGACUUUGUAAUACUGCAGUGAAUAUUUGUGGAGAUGAUGGCGGGUGUAUGGCAGAGCAUACAAUGCUCAUUAGUUCAACUCUCUAAUCCCUCAAAUCAGCAUUGAAUUUUUCAGCGUUUAACUAAGACCACAACCUUUCUCAAAAUUUAACCAAGUGCUUUGGUUGCCUACCCCUGUGAUGUAUUUGCCAUUACCACAAUAUUUCCAGAAUCUUCACCAAGUGCUUUGAGUUGCCCAAACAUAAUCAUGAAGCUCUCGGUCAUGCUUUAGUUGCCAGGAGCAGAUAUUUCAGGGAAAACAAGUGAAAAACUUUGAGAGUGAAGCCGAUCAAUCUCACCACAGGGUUCAAGGUUUAGUAGCUGUUUUGGAGCUUUUGAUUACAUCAUUUAACACAUUUGCCAUGGAAUUGGAUGCUCACAAAUCCAUUUUUUCUGCACACUCUAAUGGUUAUGUUUGGACGACUUGACUUGACAGAUGAUUCUGAUGGUAUUCUUGGAGCCCCCUAGCCUAUUACAGUCAACCUAUUGUUGAGAGUCUUGGUGUGUUUUUGACGGUUCCUUCAAAUCUAAUAAACAGUUGACAAACAAGCUUUUUCCAGGAAAGACUUUAAGACAAUAAAAGCAAAGGCCUAUCUUUCUCCAAAUAUCUUGAAAGCAUCAUUCGUCUUUUUAUUACCUCUUAGAUUGCUGAAAUUUUUGUAUGCGAAUUAAGAACAGUCAUCUUUUCGUCAUCUGCAAUUAGUAAAAAAUGCAGCUGCUUGUCUUAUAAAUGGAAAUGGUAAGUGUGACCACAUAACACCAGUAUUGUUCUCUCCACUGUUUCUCCUCACAGUUUCCUCACAGAAGACUGAUUUUUGAUAUUUUAUUUCUUCUUUUUUCAGGUUUUGUUUGGGCUGGUGCACUCCAGUUGAAGCACUGAGGUCAGCUAAUAAGAUAUUCCUGGAUGUUCCCAGAUCUAGACACAGAAACAGUAGUAAUUAGCAAGUUUUUGGUAGAUUACGUUUAAGACCUAGUUGGACAUUGUUAGGGGGUAAGUAACCAAAAAACCGUAGCUCUAUAGAGAUUAAAACAUGACAUAAUGGUCUGUGUAUCUUUUGAUCAUUUGAUUUUCCAUUCAAAAACGGGUAUUAAAAAUUUAAAAAAUGGGUGGUUAUUGGAUUUUAGUUAAAAAAUGCAAAAAUUAAAAUUGAAAUA
Molecule: messenger RNA, 5219 nt
Organism: Plectropomus leopardus (leopard coralgrouper)
Lineage: Eukaryota; Metazoa; Chordata; Actinopteri; Perciformes; Serranidae
Product: ethanolamine kinase 1
Biological process (GO): phosphatidylethanolamine biosynthetic process
Cellular component (GO): cytoplasm
Molecular function (GO): ethanolamine kinase activity
Source: RefSeq, a predicted model, not a curated record